AAAAAAAUAUCCUGAGUGGAAUUGCUUCUGGAUCAUGAUACAGUCGACCCUUUCUUCUCCAACACAAUCCAUCAUUUCCCCACACUCAGCCACUCUCCACCUACCGCCGCCGUCCCCGUUGACAUUCGCCACCGUCCACCGCCACUCACUAACCCUAAUUUCUCAAUUCUCUUCAUCAUAUUCACCAAAUCAUCUUCUUCAACCAGCCGCCAAUCACUCUACUCCUCCAUCUCCGCUCCUGCUUCACGAUUAACCUCCGAUCGCUUCAAUUCGCCAAGACAAAAUUCCGAUUGCCGCUGUCAUUCGCAUUCCGUUUUUUUUUUCUGCACUGUAAACGGCAUGCAGAACAGUGGCAGUCUUCCGAAGAGCAAUUCGUUAAGAACCCCUCAGCAAGCGCUUCGCCACCUUAAUUGUUGCUCCCAAAUAUCAACCGGUCAACAAACGUCUCCAGUUGUGUUUCCUGAAAAGCGUUCUAAAACUAAAGCUUCAAGGCGAAAUGAUGUCAGCGCCAGCAGUGAUGCUUCCAAGAAAGCAAAGAGGGAAGAACACAGGAUUGAUAUUGCAGAUGAGCAAUCUGAUUUGUUGGGAUAUGAAGUGUUAUCUGGAAAGCUAGUUUUGGAUAAGAGAAAGACCGUUAAAGAGACUGAUGCGCAAAAUUCAACAGAGUUUUCUCACUUGGAUCCUGUUGAUGCUAAGCUUACAAGCAAGGCUUUGGUUUGGGGUUCUUAUGUUUUAAACCUUGAUGAUGUCAUUUCAGUGUCUUACAACUAUGGUCUGAGACAUUUUACAGUACAUUCAUACCCUAUAAAAAGGCCUUCAUACAGCCUUUCUUGUUUUACGAAAUCCGGUCGAAGCAGAAAGGAUUUUCGCUUUUUGGCUUCUACUCCCGAUGAAGCUUUUCAAUGGGUUUCCGGAUUCGCAGAUCAGAAUUGUUUUGUGAAUCAUUCACCUCAUCAGAAACAUGGUUCCGAAAUGUUGCCUACCGACUUUUCUUAUUCACAUAUCAAAAGUAAAAGUCCACCUAGGAUGCUAGUCAUCUUAAAUCCACGGUCCGGUCGUGGUCGCUCCAGCAAAGUUUUCCAUAAUUUGGUUGAACCGAUAUUUAAGUUAGCAGGGUUUAAGCUGGAGGUAGUCAAGACAAAUUCUGCGGGCCAUGCUAGAAAUUUAGCGUUCAAUGUUGAUUUCAGCACAUGCCCUGAUGGAAUUAUAUGUGUUGGAGGCGAUGGAAUCGUCAACGAGGUUCUAAAUGGUCUUCUUUGCAGAGACAAUCAGAAAGAAGCAAUUUCAAUCCCGAUUGGUAUCAUACCCGCUGGCUCCGACAAUUCUUUAGUCUGGACUGUUCUUGGUGUUCGGGACCCAGUUUCUGCUGCGCUAGCUAUAGUGAAGGGAGGACUCACUGCUACCGAUGUAUUUGCUGUCGAAUGGAUCCAAACAGGUGUCAUUCAUUUUGGAACAACGGUUUCAUACUUCGGUUUUGUUAGUGACGUGUUGGAACUUUCUGAGAAAUACCAGAAACGCUUCGGUCCUCUACGUUAUUUUGUUGCUGGUGUCCUCAAGUUCUUAUGCUUACCAAAAUACAGCUAUGAACUCGAAUACUUACCUGCAUCCCAAGAAAAAAACGAUCUAGAACGACAACACUUAGCCGACAAAGAUAUAGUUGAUAUGUCAGAUUUAUAUACAGAUGUCAUGAGGAGAUCAACUACAGAUGGAAUCCCAAGAGCGUCUAGUUUAUCAAGUAUUGACUCUAUAAUGACACCGAGUCGGUCUGUAGUCGAGAUGGAUACAACAUGUAGUAGCACUGAGCCGUCUGAUUAUGUACGGGCGAUUGACCCAAAAUCAAAACGUCUUUCGAGUAGUAGAAGUAAUGUGACGUCAGAUCCCGAGGUCAUCCAUCCUCAACCAGUUUCGUCAACUUCAAAUUGGCCGAGAACACGUUCGAAGUCGAGGACUGAUAAAGGGUGGAGUGGGCUAACAUCACAGGAUCCUACUAGGACGUCAUGGGGUAACCUAGGAGCUAAUGACAAAGAAGACAUAUCAUCCACGAUGUCAGAUCCGGGACCAAUUUGGGACCCGGAACCAAAAUGGGACACGGAACCCAAUUGGGAAAUGGAACACCCAAUUGAAUUGCCAGGCCCACGAGAAGAAGUUGAAAGCGGAGAAAGGAGGGAAAGCGGGGUUGUUAGAACGGAAGAAAAUUGGGUUGUUAAGAAAGGAAAGUUUCUUGGUAUUCUGGCUUGCAACCAUUCGUGUAAAACGGUUCAAAGUUUGAGUUCUCAAGUGGUGGCACCGAAAGCAGAGCAUGAUGACGGUAAUUUGGAUUUGUUAUUGGUUCAUGGAAGUGGAAGACUAAGGUUGUUGAGAUUCUUCUUGCUUCUGCAAAUGGGCCGACACCUUUCUCUUCCUUAUGUUGAAUAUGUGAAGGUCAAGUCUGUGAGGUUGAAACCAGGAAAAAGCACACACAACGGGUGUGGAAUCGAUGGUGAACUUUUUCAGGUCUCUGGUCAAGUCGUUUCAUCUUUACUUCCAGACCAAUGCAGGCUCAUUGGCCGCCCUCCAAGCAGCAAUGUGAAAUGACCAUUUUACCCCCUUCAAAUAUGGAUAUCCCUUUUUACCAUAUUUGAGGUGGUUGUAUAAUCUAAUAUUUUGCCGUCUUUGCCUUGAUAUCUUGUUCUCUCCUUUCCGACCGUAGUAUUGCGGUCUUAUAUAUAUUAUACUUUGUAUGUAUUGAUGCUUAGAGUGCAAACCUUAUAUGGAUGGAUACAAUAUUUUGGAAGCCGAUUUGAAUUGGUUGAUGUGUAUUGUAAAGCAUUUUGUAGAGUUUGACUUCGUGGCUUCUUUUCAACUUUAAAGAUUGCUGGAUUGAGAAAA
Helianthus annuus (common sunflower) is the source of this 2868-nucleotide messenger RNA. RefSeq names its product sphingoid long-chain bases kinase 1. Bases 340 to 2574 code for a protein of 744 amino acids. Gene Ontology annotation, cellular component: cytoplasm; membrane; intracellular membrane-bounded organelle. The transcript is spliced from 10 exons. Gene Ontology annotation, biological process: sphingosine biosynthetic process. Gene Ontology annotation, molecular function: kinase activity. The record is from RefSeq and is a predicted model, not a curated record. NCBI's taxonomy places the organism in Eukaryota, Viridiplantae, Streptophyta, Magnoliopsida, Asterales, Asteraceae.